GGUCGUGGCGCGCCGUGCGCCCAGGGCGCAAAGGGGAGCCGGCCUCGCCUCGGCCAGCUGUGCCGCCCCCGAGGGAACUACAGCGCCCAGCAUCCUCCGCGCCGCGCAGCUGGCUAGAGAGGGAGGAGGAGGAGGAAGAGGCGGCGGGAGAAUUCAAAAAGUCUCCAGCCGGAGCCGAGCAAAGGUGGAGUAGGAGAACCGGGACGCUGCCGGUCGGAGCGAUGGAGCGGCCGGGCGGGACCCAAGCGGGCUAUGAGCGCCUUACGGCAGAUGAAAUGGAUGAGAAAAGACGCCAGAACGUUGCCUACCAAUAUCUUUGUCAUCUUGAAGAGGCCAAGCGCUGGAUGGAGGCCUGCCUACGAGAGCCCCUGUCCGCCCCGACCGAGCUGGAGGAGAGUCUGAGGAACGGCGUCAUCUUGGCCAAACUGGGGCAUUUCUUUGCCCCCGACGUCUGUCCCUUGGGAAAAAUCUAUGACCUGGAUCAGGCCCGUUUCAAGGCAUGUGGGCUGCACUUCCGCCACACUGACAACAUCAACCGGUGGCGAAAUGCCAUGAGCCACAUCGGACUGCCGACGAUCUUUCACCCUGAGACCACCGACAUCUAUGACAAGAAGAACAUGCCGCGCGUGGUGUACUGCAUCCAUGCGCUGAGUUUGUACCUGUUUAAACUCGGCCUGGCGCCCCCGAUCCAGGAUUUGUAUGGAAAAGUGAAAUUCACAGAUGAGGAAAUCAACCACAUGAAGCGCGAACUGGAGAAAUAUGGCCUGCAGCUUCCCUCGUUCAGCAAGAUUGGUGGGAUCCUGGCUAAUGAGCUCUCAGUGGAUGAAGCGGCAGUCCACGCGGCCGUCCUGGCCAUCAACCAGGCCCUCGAGGUGGGCCAUGUGGCCCAAACGAUGGCCGCCCUGCGCAACCCCAACGCCCGGCUGUCCGACCUCCAGGAGCCCCUUGGCGAGGUCUAUCAAGAAGUCCUCUACCAGGCCAAGGUGGAGAAAGCCCAAAACGCCAAGAACCGAGACCUCCAGGAAAGGACCAACGAUGAAGACCUUUACGACCGGCGCUUGACCCAGGCUGAGAUUCAAGGGCAAAUCCACGCAGUGAACGUAAAAGCUGCUCUGGAGAUGGCGGAUGACGCUCUGGAAGAACAGGACGCCCAGGGCCUGUAUUCUGCUUUGCAGUCUCCUUCUUUGGCUCUGAGGAACCUGCGUCUGGAGAAUGCAGACUGGUAUCUGGAGCAACUAAGCACAGAUCGGGAGCAGAAAGCCCUGGAGCUGGGCUAUGUGGAUAUGCUGGAGCGAGAGGAAAUCCAGGCUGGCCUUUACGUGGCCAAUGAGAGAGGCGACCAAGAACGAGCUGCUGCAGAGGCUGUGAGGCGCAUCAAUGCUGCCAUUCGGAGAGGGGCUGCAGAGGAGAUCGUGCGGGCUCUGGCCGACCCGGUCGCCCAGUUGCCCGAGGUUUUCUUCUUUGCUGCCAGCCUCUACCAGCGAGAACUUUCUGUCCUCCAGCGUCAUCAUCCACAGGGUGCGCUGGUCCAGGAGGAGCUGUUUGUGGCUGUCGAGAUGCUGUCCGCAGUGGCUCUGGUCAACCAAGCCCUGGAAGACAGAGAUGCCCGCAGCUUCUGGAGGAGUCUUGCCAGCCCCAGUUUGGGCCUGUCUGAUCUGGAAGAGAGCAACGCCCAGUGUUAUUUUGAGGAGUUGUUGAAAGAGAAGUCGAAGCCGCCUCCUGGCUCCGGAAGCCACUUCUUGAGCUGGAACGACAUCCAGGCUUCUGUGAGGAGGGCAAAUCUUUCCGUCCAGGAGGAAAAGGAGAAAAUCCUGGCGGUCCGGUUAAUUAAUGAGGCCUUGGAGCGAGGGAGCCCAGAGAGGACCCUCACGGCCCUGAUGCUGCCUUCUGCCGGCCUCCAGGACGUGAGGCUGCCGGUGGCUAAACGCUACCACGAGGUUUUGGCCCGGAGGUUGAGGCAGAAAGCCCAGGUGACGGGGGAGGCCGGCGCUGCCUUGUGGUGGGAAGAGAUCGUGGAUGGCGUCUCCGAGGCCAACCGAGACACUGAAGCCGCCAUGAGAAUGGCCUUAGGCGUGGCGGCCAUCAACCAGGCCAUCAAGGAAGGGAAUGCGGCGCAGACGGCCCGGGUCCUGCGCAAUCCGGACGUGUCUCUCUGCGGCGUGGUGGCCGAGUGUGCCGAGGGCUACCAGGCGCAGCUGAGGGCCCUCUUGGCCACCAGGAGCAAAACAGGUAAGAAUUCGAAAAAGCCCUGGGUGCAACACCGCUUGAAGGACGGGAUGGCAUAUUACUUCAGCCUGCAGACCUUCGAGGGCUCGUGGGAGCCGCCUCGGCCCUGCGCCCUCAACACGACGCAUCUCAGCCGGGAGGAGAUCCAGGCCACCAUCGGGAGGGUGACGGCUGCCCACGACCGGAGGCGCCUCUGGGAGUCCAGCGUCCCGUUGGUGAUUCGGCUCCAAGCCCGGAUGAGGGGCUUCCUCGUCCGACAGGGGUUUGCAGCCCGGAGGCACUUACUGUCCGAACAGGUGCCGGCGGCUACAAAAAUCCAGGCCUGCUGGAGGGGGUAUCGGCAACGGAGGAAUUAUCUGGAAAGGCUGCGGUUCUUCCAGAAGCACGUGGGGGCCGCCCGCAAGAUCCAAGCUUGGGUUCGGAUGUGGCUCGCACGCAAACGUUACCUGGAGCGGCUGCGUUACUUCCGCAGAAAUGUAUGGGCUGUGAUUAAAAUCCAGGCGUUUGUACGGGCGAAUAAAGCACGAGGUGAUUACAGGAUGUUGGUCCACAGCCAGAACCCACCCCUCGGCAUCGUCCGGCGUUUUGCGCACCUGCUGGAACAGAGCCAGCGGGAUUACUGGGAGGAACUGGAGUUGCUGGCGCUCCAAGAGAGCGUGGUGAAAGGGAUCCGGUCCAACCGGCAGCUGGAAAGCGACCUCAAUCUCAUGGACAUCAAAAUUGGGCUGCUGGUCAAGAACAGGAUCACCCUCCAGGAGGUGGUUUCUCAUUGCAAGAAGCUCACCAGGAAGAACAAGGAGCAGCUCUCGGACCUGAUGGGCCCCAGCAAGGACCAGGGGCUGAAGGCCCUCAGCCAGGAGAAGCGGAAGACCCUGGAGGCGUAUCAGCACCUUUUCUACCAUCUGCAGACCCACCCGGUGUAUUUGGCCCGCCUGGUCUUACAAAUGCCUCAGAACAAGUCCACCAGGUUCAUGGAGUCGGUGGUGUUUUCCCUCUACAACUACGCCUCGAACUCCCGGGAGGCUUGCCUUCUGCUCCGGCUCUUCAGGGCGGCCCUCCAAGAAGAAGUCCACUCCAGAGUCACCCGGAUCCGUGACAUCCUGACGGGGAACCCGACGGUCAUCCGGAUGGUUGUGAGCUUCUACCGCAACGCCCGGGGGCAGAACGCCUUGCGUGAAAUCCUGGGGGGUCCCGUCCAGGAGGUUCUCCAGAACAAGACCCUGAGCAUCCGCACGUGCCCCGUGGAGAUCUACCGAGGGUGGAUCAACCAGACCGAGUCCCAGACAGGGCAGAAAAGCCCCCUCCCCUACGACGUCACCCCCGAGCAAGCCCUCGGUCACCCCGAGGUCCAGCGGAGGCUGGACAUCUCCAUCCGCAACCUCCUGACAGUGACGGACAAGUUCCUCUCGGCCAUCAUCUCCUCUGUCGACAAACUCCCUUAUGGGAUGCGUUACAUCGCUAAAGUCUUGAAGACGUCCUUAACGGAGAAGUUCCCACAGACCGCCCAGGGAGACAUUGACAAGGUGGUUGGGAACCUGCUCUACUACCGCUUCAUGAACCCGGCGGUGGUGGCCCCCGAUGGCUUCGAUAUCGUGGACCUCUCGGCCGGCGUGGCCCUCCAUCCGGACCACCGGCGCAACCUGGGCUCCGUGGCCAAGAUCCUGCAGCAGGCGGCCGCUGGCCAGCUCUUUGAAGGGGAGAAUGCCCACCUCAGGGUGGUCAACCAGUAUCUGGAGGAGACCCACCUCAAGUUCAGAGAGUUCAUCACCGCCGCCUGCUCUGUUCCGGAGCCAGAAGACCGUUUUAACGUGGACAGAUACUCUGAGAUGGUCACCCUCACCAAGCCGGUGAUCUACAUUACAGCCGAGGAGCUGGUUAACACGCACAAGCUGCUGCUGGAGCACCAGCGCUUGGUAGCCCCCGAUCCUCGGGACCCUCUCCACGAACUUCUGGAAGACCUGGGCGAGCUGCCCACCAUCCAUGGGGUGAUCGGUGAAAAGCCAGGGCCAGGAGCUUUGGAACAGCCCCCAGCUCAGCUGGCCAAGAUGGAAAUCUCACUCAUCCUGAGCAGCAAAUUUGAUGCCGACGUGAUCGAUGCAGAAGGCGGAAAGGAUACGCACAGCUUACUGCUGAGCACCAAGCAGCUGCUGGUGGACGUGAUCCAGUCCCAGCCGGGAGAUUCCCUGACGGAGAUCUUGCAGACACCAGCCUCAGAGGACCAGGAGGUGGUCCACCACCAGCGGAUGAAGAGACGGGCCGAGUGCCAGGCCCGGGCCCCCGACAGGCUGAGGUCCCACCACCCUCUGGCGGCCGACACCUGCCUCUCCCUCGAGGAGAAGAAGAGGAUCGUCCUCAAGAACCUUCGGCGCCUUGACAGCCUGGGCUUGGUGGACGCCGGCAACCAGUUCCAGGCGAUCCUCAACGAGAUGGCCCAGGACAUCUGCAACCAGAGGCGGUACCGCCAGCGGCGCAGAGCGGAGCUGGCCAGCCUGCAGCGGACUCUGGGCGGCCUGCAUGCCAAGCAGGCCUUCUACGAGGAGCAGAUCGACUUCUACCACCAAUACAUCCGGACGUGCCUGGACAACCUGGCCGCCCAGAACAGGUCCAGCAAGAAGCAAGCGGUGCUCCAUUACACGGGAACCCGGCUGCACGAGAAGGGCGUCCUGCUGGCGAUCGAGGACCUCCCGCUCAGCCAACUCAAAAAUGUUGUCUUUGAAAUUGUGCCCUGUGGGGAAGCCGGGAAGUUCCAAGUCAAGGCGAAGUUUAUGGGCGUCGAGAUGGAAAAGUUUCAGCUCCAUUACCAGGACCUCCUGCAGCUGCAGUACGAGGGCGUUGCCGUCAUGAAAAUGUUCGACAAGGCCAAAGUCAACGUCAACCUUCUCAUCUUCCUCCUGAACAAGAAGUUUUUCAAGAAAUGAUUGUCUGUUUGUGUGGGGUGUGUAUGUGUGUGUGUGUAGGUUUAGUCCCUAGGAAAGGCAGGCUGAAAAUGUUGCCCACGAGGGGCGGUUAAGCGGUGCCAAAGACCUAGCGAUGCUCACAGCCCUUUGUUUCCAAUUCCAGAGAUGUUUUGUCCUUGCCAGCUGAGCGCUAGAGUGUCAGGGCUGGAGGCUGAGUGAGAAUCCUUCCCCCUCAGAGGCUAUCUUUCUGUAAGCGAGGAGGUUGUACAAUGGAGCGGUCCACCUUCUGUAGUCUAGACUUGGUUUGAUAAGGAUGAAACUGGUUUUUCUGAGCACUCCAGUUGUGGAAGCCCCUGGUAUUGUUGGGGGGACAGAAACUGUGUGGCUUCAUUUCCGUCACAAACCCACAAAUUCAUGCUCCUACCUCUUUUGAUCUCUGGUUUCUAACAAGGUUAGCCACACACAAUCAUAUUGGCCCUUCCUUCCUUCCUUCGAUCCAUCAUCACUUCCUUCCUUCCUUCCUUCCUUCCUUCCUUCCUAUGUUGCCCACCAAUGCCAUGGAGUUGUGUUCAUGAGUGUCUCUGUGUGUAUACAUUUGUGUGUGGUGGCUCUAAAAGCGAAGUUCUUCACAACGCUCCAGGUUACUUGUGUAUAAAAAGCUGUUUUUCUCGUCUCCUUCAUCUUCUGUCUCCGGUGGCCCAAAUUCCGGCCAGAUCCUUUUUCCUUAAUGCUGGAAAUGAGAUGUUUUUUGACAGGCGCCACCUCAGAAACACCUCCGUUCUUAUGCUGGCGAUGUGCUUUACACCCUCGAGUGCAAUAAUAUAGUCUUGCAAAUUAAGGAUGCUUCCCUGAACUCUGAAAAUUCAAAUAUUUCAUCUGAACACAGUGGCCAGCAAGAGGCAGAUGAGUUUAGGGUAUCCGGUCUGCACAGAGGACUAAUGCUGUUGGACACUUGUUUUUUUAAAUAAUUACUGCCGUUGUUUGAAAAUAGGUGGCUAUCUUUCACCCAGCAGCUUUUUAAAAUGUGGGGUCUGGAACGGUUUGAUUAGCUUAAAGUCAUUAUUUGCGUGAUAUAACGGAAGAAAGUCACUCUUUUUUUAAAAAAAGUUCUGUACUCAAGCUAUUUAAAAAAUAAAUGCACUUAUAUUUAA
Molecule: messenger RNA, 6274 nt
Organism: Pogona vitticeps (central bearded dragon)
Lineage: Eukaryota; Metazoa; Chordata; Lepidosauria; Squamata; Agamidae
Source: RefSeq, a predicted model, not a curated record